This is a messenger RNA of Anoplopoma fimbria (sablefish), 2835 nucleotides long. It is a transcript of the gene sfrp1a, whose product is annotated as secreted frizzled-related protein 1a. The coding region runs from base 254 to 1183 and encodes 309 amino acids. The record is from RefSeq and is a predicted model, not a curated record. The transcript has 3 exons. Gene Ontology annotation, molecular function: Wnt-protein binding. Gene Ontology annotation, biological process: non-canonical Wnt signaling pathway; canonical Wnt signaling pathway; negative regulation of canonical Wnt signaling pathway. Lineage: Eukaryota; Metazoa; Chordata; Actinopteri; Perciformes; Anoplopomatidae.
CUGUCGCGGUAGCCAGACGGACCAAAGGGGCGCGAAGGGGGCUGCAGUCAGAGGAGAGUGCAUCUGGUCUUUACCCUAUCCAGAAACUAAACACGUUUUACGCGCAUCGAUCAGCAGAGCCAAGUCUCUUUUUUCACUUUGUUUCUACUCUCAAUUUAUUCAUGAAGUAAGUGUUGUCUGAGCUGCGCCGAGCUGCACUCAUAUUUUUCUGCUGCUGCUGUUCCUGCAAAAAAAGAAAAACCACUCAAAAAACAUGAGGUCUGCUUCUGAUUCGUUCUGGAGGAUGAUCAGACUGGCUGCGACAGUGGCGCUUAUGUCAGCAUGCAGGGCGUCAGAGUACGAGUACCUCAGCUGGAGGUCGGACAUGUACACCGGCGGACGCAGCUACGGCAAGCCUCCUCAGUGCGUGGACAUCCCGGACGACCUGCGGCUCUGUCACAACGUGGGCUACAACCAGAUGCUGCUGCCCAACCUGCUGGAGCACGAAACCAUGGCGGAGGUGAAGCAGCAGGCCAGCAGCUGGGUGCCCCUGGUGCACAAGAACUGCCACCCGGGAACGCAGCUCCUCCUCUGCUCGCUCUUUGCGCCGGUGUGCCUGGAUCGGCCCAUCUACCCGUGUCGCUGGCUGUGCGAGGCUGUGCGGGACGGCUGCAUUCCCAUCAUGGAGGCGUUCGGCUUCCCCUGGCCGGAGAUGCUCACCUGCGACAAGUUUCCCCAAGACGAUGUGUGCAUUGCUAUGACGCAGCCCAACUCGACCGAGACCACCAAGCCAACAGGUUUCUCUCCCGUCUGCCCUCCAUGUGACAACGAAAUGAAAACAGACGCCAUGCUCGAGCACAUGUGUGCCAGCGAGUUUGCUUUCAAAACCAAGAUCAAGGAGGUAACGCGAGAAAACAUGGACCGCAAGGUGAUACUGCAGAAGAGGAAAAAGAUGUUGAAAGAUGGCAGCCUGAAGAAGAAGGACAUGAAGACGCUGGUGUUGUACCUCAAGAACGGCGCAGACUGCCCCUGCCAGCAGCUGGACAACCUGGGAAACCAGUAUCUAAUCAUGGGCCGCAAAGUGGAUAAGCAGUACCUUCUCACGGGCAUCCACAAGUGGGAUAAGUCCAGCAAAGAGUUCAAAAAAGCCAUCAAGAAACUUAAAACCUACAAAUGCCCCGCCUUUGAGAAUGUCUUCAAAUAAAAUUACCCCUGCCACCACUUUUGGUCACAUCACAUCCUACAUAUGAACUUGCACAAGUAUUAAAAAUCCCAAACUCUGCUUUCUAUUUUCCUGUUUAUAUAUCUAUCUUUCUAUAUUUACAGAUGUUUGAGAUGUCCAUAAUUAAGUUUUAGUUGAUUGUGGUGUGUGAUGACACCAAAAAAAAGGGUUGGGUUUCUUUUUUAUCUUCCUCUUAAAGAAAAGGACAUCGUAGUAAAAGCCCUUCCUCAAUGAAAAAAAUGUCCCUAUAUGAAGAUAACGUGUUACAUUUUCACUCAACAUGUCAGUAGAUCUUGCUUUAAGGGAUGGUUGAACUUUUUUAAAAUACGCUUUUGCUUUAUUAAUGAGAAAAAAAAAAGGAUUGAUACCACUCUUAAAUCUGUACCAUAAAUCUGAAGCUAGAAUCAGCAGGUUGUUAGCUUAGCCUACCAUAAGGACAAGAAGUAGGGGUAAAUAGCUAACCAGUCUCUGUCCAGUAGUACAAACCCAUAAAUUGUAGUGUUUUUGUACAGAUUUAACAAAUUCAAUAUUGUGUUAAUAAGUGAGCUUUAGAGCUGCUGGUACACACAUUUUUUGGACCGAGCCAGGCUUGCUGUUUCUUUCUGCUUCAAGUCUUAUUGCUAAUAUAGGCUAACCAUCUGCUAGCUCUAGCAUGAAAGUGGUAUUUAUCAUCUCCUCUCAGCAACAAAAAAAUUUCAACAUCUCUGUCAUUGUGAACAUGUAAUAAUAAAUCAUAAAAAAGUUAUUAGUCAACAGAAUUGGCAGUUACAGGUACAAACUGUGGGCUAUAGCAGCUCGACAUAGGGUUCCUGUUGAAAAACGUAUUGACUGCUUGAUAAGAGAGUGUCAAACUAAAGACUGCACUUGUAUUUUUUUAUAAUUUCCUAUUAAUUUCUUAAUUUCAUUGUUACAUUUAUUUUUAUUAUUUGAAAUAUCUUAAGAUAACAACCACCGCUCGGCAUCAUGAAUUAACAAUUAGGUCUUUGAGACAGUUAUCUUAAAUUCUUGUUGCGCACUGUCAAAUGACUUGGCUAAAUAUUUUUUUUCUUUACCACUUCUGUCUCUCUACAUCCAGACUUACUGCAGUAAUCAGUAUUCAUUGGUAAUGGAGAACUCCUUGUAGUCAUACAUGCUUUAAAAGUGCGAAAGUUAUCAAAGUGCAAAUAUUCUUUUUUGUUCUCAUUUCGGUCUGGAUUGUUUUUCUCAACUGUUGUUGGUCUUUUUUUUUUAGCACUACUUUGUUUCAAAUUUGAAUGUCAACAGUGCAUUGCUGCCUAUUACAUGUAGAUACACAUUUUACAUAAAUAUGGAAAAGUGAAUGGUGUCCCAUAUAUUUUUAUAAUCUUUGCUCACAUAUUUGUAUCGACAUGGCAAUGUUGGUUGGUUGGUAGGUCCAACACUUCGACCCAAAUAUUUCACCAACUACAGGAUGAAUUGUCAUGAUAAGUUGGUCCUAGAUGGUGGAUCCUAACGAUGUAAGUGAUCCCAUGACUUAGCAAAAGCAUCAGGCAUAAGUUGUGCAUCACCUUCAAUGAAAAACUGAUGAUUUUUUGGUCAUCCCAUUGCAGCUUUUUCAUGUCAAAUCAAUUAUUGUAGAGGCAAUCUCUUAAAGGCACCUAUAGAAUAAAAGAAAA